AUGCUAGCAGCAUUUUUACAAAUUGUCGGUCAAAAUUCUAGAUAUUGUGUCAUUCGUAAAACAUUUGGGCGAUCACAAUUCGCCACAAGUGAAAAUUUUCACAAAGUUUUGAGGGCUUUGAAUACAAUAGCAUCUGAGUUGAUGGCUAAACCAGGAUCGGGAGUGCCAUCUAAAAUAAGAGAAAGUACAAGGUUUUAUCCUUAUUUCAAGGAUUGCAUUGGAGCUAUUGAUGGGACACAUAUUCCAGCAAUAGUGAGGGGACGCGAUGUCAGCAACUAUCGUAAUCGACAUGGAAAUAUAUCCCAAAAUGUAUUAGCGGCUUGCAAUUUUGAUUUGGAAUUCAUGUAUGUCCUUAGCGGAUGGGAGGGUUCGGCUCAUGAUUCAAAAGUGUUAAGUAUGCUUUAUCAAGGAGGAAUGGUCUUAAAGGUCCUUAAGGUAAACAUUUCUUAGUGGAUUGUGGAUUUGCCAACCGACGCCAAUUUUUAGCUCCAUUUCGAGGUGUGCGAUAUCAUCUCUAAGAUUUUGCAGGUCAUGGUCGUGA
Prunus mume (Japanese apricot) is the source of this 541-nucleotide messenger RNA. Lineage: Eukaryota; Viridiplantae; Streptophyta; Magnoliopsida; Rosales; Rosaceae. The record is from RefSeq and is a predicted model, not a curated record.